AGACUUCGACCAGGAAGGUUCUUCCUUGAAGAUGUUUAAAAUACAGUUUGUAAUUGCAGUAGUUAUAGUGUUGCAAAGUACAGUUACUUUGUGCCAAAAUAUCCAAUGCGUUGAAGAUGAAUAUGGCGUUUGCAUCUUUUGGAAUAUUGACGAGGAAAAAUCGCUUCAAUUGCGAUUGCCAAACUCUACAACUACAACAACGGAAAUCAAGUUCAUCGAUUCAUCUGUUCCCGUUAUAGCCCAGGAGUGGUUACGUAACUUUGAAGAAAUUACAUCAUUGUUCAUAAGCAGCACACAAGUUCGUGAUAUCGUGCAGGAUGCAUUUGACGUUUGCCCUAACUUGACCGUUAUUGACCUAUCGGGAAACUCGUUGAAAUCUCUGCCAGAAAGUGUCUUUGCCAGUACGGUACAAUUGAAGCUGCUGGAUCUAUCCAACAAUAAUUUGGAGCUUUUACGAGAAAAUAUUUUCGAAAAUUGCCCCGAGCUAGCACGCUUGGAACUGCAUGGAAAUACCAUCAAGCAAAUGACCCGUGAACACUUCCGGAUUCCACGAGAGCUGCAAUACUUGAGUCUGGGUGAUAAUCAGAUCGAACAUCUAAACGGCGCCAUAUUUCACCUCCUGGAAAAUCUAACUACGCUUGGUCUGGGUGAUAAUUACAUAAGAGAGCUAAGGCACGAUGCGUUUCAAGGGUUGAAUUCCUUAGAAAUUUUAGAUUUAUCAAAUAAUCUCAUUGAUACGGUGAGCCCAGGAAUUUUUCAAACAACACUUAACUUACGAAUGAUAGUGCUUUCAGGAAAUUUUCUUCAGUAUCUUCCUAGUGGUAUUUUUAGUAAUUUGAAACAUUUACGUGAGGUGCAAUUACAAGGUAAUGAGUUACAGUUAUUGAAAGAACCUACAUUUGAGAGUUCUCCGCUUUUAGAGACUUUGUUGUUGAGUGUCAAUAACUUGAAACAUAUUUCACCAAACAUUUUAAAUAACCAAACAACCUUGAAAACCAUAGAACUUAAUCAAAAUCAGAUUUCGGAAAUACCUAAAACAAUGUUACCACUUAUAGGAAGCUCUGUGAAGCUUCACAAUAAUCGAAUCACAAAUGUAAAAGAUAACACAUUUUCUGAGGCAUCUGACAUAUCAGUAAUCAUGUUAUAUGGAAACAAAAUUGUUGACCUUCACGAUGAGGCUUUUGACAUGCUCAAAAACCUUAGGGAAUUGUAUCUUGACUAUAACAAUCUUACAAACAUUCCAAGUAUUCUUUUUAAAUCAAAUCCCAAGCUAGUUCAUUUAACAUUGACACACAAUCUGCUCACAACCAUCAAUACAAACACAUUUGCAGGACUAGAUUCUCUGUAUUCAAUUGAUUUGUCUUCAAACAAGAUUUCCGAUAUUCAGGAAGGUGCAUUUGUUGGCUCUGCAAUAACUUAUCUUAAUCUACAAAGUAAUCAAUUAGAAACAAUUGGAUCCAGAACAUUUUACGGACUCAAACUGUUAUACUUGAAUUUGGCCGAUAACUUAUUGAGCCGGAUUGAAAGUGAUGCAUUUGUUGGGCAACCAAAGCUAGAAACAAUAUAUCUCAAUAAUAACAAUUUACAUAACAUUGAAGACAAUACUUUUUCUAUGCAAGGAAAACUUGCGGAGCUAGAUUUUUCAAGCAAUUAUUUGACUUCAUUACCAAACCUUAACGAUUUGGUAUCUCUUAAGACAUUAAAAAUGUCACACAAUCAUUUAUUCGACUUUACCUUACACCGAUACACUGGACUAGAAAAUUUUAAAAUACAUGAAAAUGAUUCCCCGUCAAAAAAUAUGGAACAUUCUGGUCUUUCUGAAUUGGAAACACUAGAAACAAGUGAUAGCAAAAUUUUAUCAACAUAUACUCUUCAUCAGCUAAAAUCAUUGCACAUUGAUUCCGGAACAGAACACAAAUUUCUUGAAAGCAUUAAAACGUUCUCGAACUUAUUGGAGCUCAAAAUAACGAACACAUACCUUCCACAAAUUUCAGACAAAUUAAUUCUCGGGGCUUCUAAGCUUGAGCACAUAACGUUCAGUAACAACUCAUUAUCUCUCAUUCCCUCGACAUUUUUCGAAAAUUGUACAAACUUGAGUGUCUUAGAUCUAUCCACAAACAAGUUGCCAACCGUAGAAAAGUCCUGGUUUAUCUCGUUACACAAAUUAGUUCAACUUUCAUUAGAACGAAAUCAAAUUACAAGUUUUCCCUCUAGUGUUCUCAUUUCACUCAAAUCACUAAAAAGUCUAAACUUGGCAGAGAAUUACAUCAAAAUCAUUCCCCCCAACUUUGUGCUUCCAUCUCUUACAUCUAUGAACGUAUCUUGGAAUCAAUUGACAGAGUUAAAUCAAUUUGUUGAAAACAAUCCGCAUCUUCACGAUUUAGACAUCUCUGGUAACAAACUCACUGAAUGCUUCAUUUCGAAAAAAUUGCAGACACUGUAUGCUUCUGAAAAUCAAAUCACAGUACUCAAAUUUGAUACAUUUGGAAAGUUCAGUAUGCACACUCUAUUUAUUAGAAACAAUCAAAUUAGGAACGGAAGUGAUCUUUUGAAGCUUUCAAAACUAAAUUUCCUUGAUAUAUCUCAAAAUGACAUUGCGGUUGAUUUCACACAAUUGUAUAAACUGAAAAAUCUCAUCUCAUUUAAUGCUUCAUCAAUUCCGAGUAUCAAACUGCCUGCAGAUCGUACUGUUCCUUCAAAUCUACUUGAACUUGACUUGUCCAACAACGGCUUGAGCUUCAUUUCAGGCCAAUUUAUUAAAAGUUUUCCAAGGUUGACCGAUCUGUACUUGCAUGGUAAUAAAUUAACUAAAAACAGCAUUGAGGAAGUACAAAAAGAUUUGCAACACCUGGUAAACUUGAGUUCUGAUUAGGAAUCCACCUAGUGUUGGCAUAUCAGUCACUAAGAAGUUAUAGCAAAAUAAGUUGUGUGAUGAGUGAAAAUCGACGAACUCAAUGAAAACAGAACCAAAUCUAUAAACUACCAAACACCCAACAAUCUACCCUAGAAAUAUUUUGGAACCAACACUGCCAUAUAAAAUUAAGUAAAAUUGUACACAGAAUAAUAGCUAAUUGUUGCGAAAGAGUAGGUGAAAAAUAAAUCCAAUUGAAAUAAAAUAAAA
This is a messenger RNA of Culex pipiens pallens (northern house mosquito), 3121 nucleotides long. Its product is annotated as toll-like receptor 6. Bases 32 to 2872 code for a protein of 946 amino acids. Lineage: Eukaryota; Metazoa; Arthropoda; Insecta; Diptera; Culicidae. Gene Ontology annotation, molecular function: protein binding. Gene Ontology annotation, cellular component: extracellular matrix. The record is from RefSeq and is a predicted model, not a curated record. The transcript has 2 exons.